This is a messenger RNA of Magnolia sinica, 849 nucleotides long. RefSeq names its product cyclin-dependent kinase F-4-like. The transcript is spliced from 6 exons. The record is from RefSeq and is a predicted model, not a curated record. Lineage: Eukaryota; Viridiplantae; Streptophyta; Magnoliopsida; Magnoliales; Magnoliaceae. The coding region runs from base 450 to 767 and encodes 105 amino acids.
AACUAGGUAUACCAAAUCCUUUUGAUGUUGAUGCGGAUUGACUUGUAGCAAUCUGCUCCAACUACAACUUAUAUUGUUAUAUAUCUUGUUCUAAUCAUGAUAGAGACAUUUAUAUUUUUAUCCAAACUACUUGUAAAGAGGAAUGUAAUUUCUACUUACUCCCUCCACGUGACCCAAUCCGUAAAUGAUGGGACCCACUGGUUACUGCACAGGUCCUAAAUCUGGAAACGGGUGGUUUUAAUUGUUUUAUUUAGUUGCAUAAGCAGGCAAUAUAAGUACCUUUUCUAAAAAGAAAAUCUGCAUGUAUUGGUAUGCAAUAGAUAAAUCUGGAUAUAUCUUCCAAACAAACUCACAUGAAUACGAGGAAACUAUGAACAAACCCACCAUAUCCUGAAACAUCGCAAAGGAAGCUGGACCUGUAAGCAUGAUUUUCACCAUACUAAUGUAUAAUGCUUCAAAGCUUCAGCGAAGCAGAUGAAAUUUACAAAAUAUGCAAUGUGAUAGGCAGUCCUAGUCAGGAUUCUUGGGCUGAAGGCCUGCAACUUGCAAAUGCAAUCAAGUACCAAUUCCCAGAGUGUGCAAGUGUCCAGCUUUCUGUGCUCAUACCAUCUGCCAGUAAAGAGGCAAUCAACCUCGUCUCGGAUUUUAAUCAAUUCUGCCUGAAUUUAGGCCUACAAGCACUUCAACCUUUUGAUGCCACUCGUGCUACGAGUAGACCAUAUAGAGGAUUUGUUUUUAUUUAUUUAUUUAUUCGAGACCAUUUUUAAUUUAUUGUAAUAAAUAUUAUACUUUUUUAUUAUGAAGUAAUAUAAAUAUUAUUUAAUAUUCAGUUUUAAUUGUAUUGCAUCA